Messenger RNA from Scomber japonicus (chub mackerel), 2298 nucleotides. It is a transcript of the gene slc7a14a, whose product is annotated as solute carrier family 7 member 14a. The transcript has 9 exons. Bases 1 to 2298 code for a protein of 765 amino acids. Gene Ontology annotation, molecular function: amino acid transmembrane transporter activity. Gene Ontology annotation, biological process: amino acid transport; transmembrane transport. The record is from RefSeq and is a predicted model, not a curated record. NCBI's taxonomy places the organism in Eukaryota, Metazoa, Chordata, Actinopteri, Scombriformes, Scombridae. Gene Ontology annotation, cellular component: plasma membrane.
AUGAGCAGUCUAGUAGGGAAGCUGGACCCUCGCAGGGUACAGUGGCGCUCGACAUGGAACACCUUUGCCACCCGUGUCCUGAGGACCAAACCUGUGGAGUCCAUGUUGGAUUCGGCCAUGACAGGGACCGGUGCACACGGCACCAGACUGGCCCGUGUGCUGUCUACGGUGGACCUGGUGUCACUGGGUGUGGGCAGCUGUGUCGGAACAGGGAUGUACGUUGUCUCUGGGCUGGUUGCCAAGGAGAUGGCUGGUCCGGGGGUCAUUGUGUCCUUUAUUAUCGCCGCUGUGGCCUCCAUACUGUCAGGAGUGUGUUACGCAGAGUUUGGUGUGCGCGUGCCUAAGACCACAGGUUCGGCCUACACAUACAGCUAUGUGACUGUGGGCGAAUGUGUGGCAUUCUUCAUUGGCUGGAACUUGAUUCUGGAGUAUCUGAUUGGCACAGCGGCAGGGGCGUCAGCUCUCAGCAGCAUGGCGGACUCGCUGGCCAAUCACAGCAUCAGUAACUUUAUGAUUACACAUAUUGGAACGCUCAAUGGUUUAGGUAAAGGGGAGCAGUCGUACCCAGACCUGCUGGCGCUGCUGAUAGCACUGAUAGUGACAGUGAUAGUGGCUUUGGGGGUGAAGAACUCUGUGGGCUUCAACAACGUGUUGAACGUCAUCAACCUCAUAGUGUGGGUGUUCAUGAUGAUCGCCGGGCUGUUCUUCGUCAACGGGGAGAACUGGGAUGAGGGGAGGUUCCUGCCCUUUGGCUGGUCUGGGGUGAUGCAGGGUGCAGCCACAUGUUUCUACGCCUUUAUUGGAUUUGACAUCAUUGCUACAACAGGGGAAGAGGCCAAGAGUCCAAACACCUCCAUCCCCUACGCCAUCACUGCCUCGCUCAUCACUUGUCUCACUGCUUACGUCUCUGUUUCUGUGAUCCUGACCCUGAUGGUACCGUACAAUGAGAUUGAUGCAGACGCCCCACUUAUGGAGAUGUUUGCCGUGCACGGCUGUAUGUUUGCAAAGUAUAUCGUGGCAGUUGGCUCCAUAGCUGGACUCACCGUCUCCCUCCUGGGGUCCCUGUUCCCCAUGCCCAGGGUCAUCUAUGCCAUGGCUGGGGAUGGCCUGCUGUUUAAGUUCCUGGCCAAUGUGUCCUCCUACACAGAAACCCCUGCUGUUGCCUGUGUGGUGUCAGGCUUUUUAGCUGCCCUGCUGUCGCUCCUGGUCAGCCUCAGAGAUCUCAUUGAGAUGAUGUCUAUAGGAACCUUGCUGGCCUAUACCCUGGUGAGUCUGUGUGUGCUCCUGUUACGUUACCAACCUGAGGGUGACAUCCACGGCUUUGUGAACUUCCUCUCUGAGGAGCAGAACAACAAGAGGAAAGAGGGUGUUCUGGCUGAAUGUGAGAAAGAUGCCUGCUCACCAACUAGUGAAGCCGAUGAGUACGGAGGUUUGCCCACAAACACCUGUGGAGCCAAAAACCUGCCGUCAUUGGGUGACAACGAGAUGCUGAUUGGCAAACCAGAUAAAACCGCCUACACUGCCAGCCACCCAAACUAUGGCACAGUGGACAUGACCACUGGCAUUGAAGCUGAAGAGUCAGAGAGUGGGAUGUCCCGCCGGUUGAAGAAGCUGAUUGGGCCACGCUACUACACUUUAAGGAUUCGACUGGGCCUCCCAGGAAAGAUGGACAGGCCAACUCCAGCGACAGGGAAAACUGUCACUGUGUGUGUGCUGCUCCUUUUCAUCUCCAUGUUUGCUUUCUGCUCUUUUAUCAUUUUUGGAGCAAGCCCGAUUGGUGAAGGUCGCUGGUGGGCGUUGCUGCUAUUAAUCUUUUUCAUUAUCUUCAUCGCCUUGCUCGUCAUCAUCAUCCUGCAGCAGCCAGAAAACCCUAAGAGGCUGCCCUACAUGGCACCCUGUGUACCCUUUGUACCUGCUUCAGCCAUGCUGGUCAACAUCUACCUCAUGCUUAAACUGUCUGCCAUUACCUGGAUACGAUUUUCAAUCUGGUGCAUCGUUGGUGUGCUGAUCUACUUCGGCUACGGCAUGUGGAAUAGUACACUGGAGAUCACAGCCAGAGAGAACGAAGUGCACGCCUCCACCUACCAGCGCUAUGAUCAAGGCGUGGACGAAGGCUUCUGCGGCUUUGAUGACGAUUUCUACCCACCUACCAGUGACCCCUGGGGUGCGCCAGAGGGGGGAUCGGGACUGACCCCACCACCAGAAGCAAAACCAGAAAGUGACGGGACGCCAUCCAAAGGGGGAGGCAGGACCGUUGCCAAUCAUGGCCUCGCAGAGGAGGAUCCAAUGGAUUUCUGA